AUGUCAUCAGCGUCCGCUUCGAAUACCACCAUCUUCGUGUCGUCCCGCAAGAGCCCGUUGGCUAUGGCGCAGACCAAUGCUGUCAUCUCCAUGCUCGAGUGUCGGUUCCCAGAUCUCCACUUUGUUGUGGGACAGGAGGACACGAUGGGCGACCAAGUCUUGGACCGCCAUCUAAGCGACUUGGGUACAUCCACUGCCUCUGGUCUCUUUACCAAGAGUCUCGAGGAAGCGCUGCUCGCCAAGACCGCCCACUUUGCUGUCCACUCGCUGAAGGACAUGCCGACAACGCUACCGGCUGGUCUCGUGCUGGCUGCCAUCACGAAACGAGAGAGUCCUGAAGACGCAGCGAUCCUUCAUCCUAAGCACAAGGCCAAGGGCCUCACAACGCUCAAGCAGCUACCAGAGAAGAGCGUGAUGGGCACUAGUUCGCUGAGACGCGAAGCGCUGAUAAGGAGUCAGUUUCCCAGCUUUGAGGUCAAGACGUUGCGCGGCAACAUCCAGACGAGGUUGGCCAAAUUAGACGAAGGUGACGAGUACGACGCUAUUAUUGUGGCGGCCUGUGGGUUCCGGCGUGGGGGACUCGGCGACCGCAUUGACGAGAUUCUGCCAAUGGAAUCGUUUGGAUACGGCGUUGGCCAAGGAAGCAUUGGCGUGGAAUGCCGUGCGGACGAUGAGCAGACAAUUGCAAUGCUGAAGACGAUAACGGAUGAGAAAUCCGCGCACUUGUGCAAGGCCGAGCGUAGUUUGCUGUACCACCUCGAAGGUGGAUGUCAGAUUGCUAUGGGAGUGAGUACGUCGCUGAAUCAAGACACAUUGACGUUGAAUGCAACAGUGUUGUCUCGCGACGGCAAGAGUAGUAUCUACGAAAGCAUCUCUGGACCUUGUUCGGAAGCUGAUGAGCUUGGCAAGAGCCUGGCCGGGCGCUUCUGGGGCAAUGAGCUGGCCCGGAAGGUGCUAGGAAAGACCCAGGAGAAACGUGCACUCACGUAUGGCGACGCCGAAGCUCCUGGUGAGGCUGCUGCUAUGUCUGCUGCUGCGGCUGCAGAAUCAAUGUCAAAGAAGAUGGAGAUUUCCGACCGCGUGCUGCAGGCUUUUCGCGCCAUUGGCAUUGUGGUUGCUGAUGUACCACUUGUGUGGUACGGGAUGGGCAAGGCGAGCUUCGCCACGGCGUCGCUGGGCAAGUCGUUCGUCGUGUACAAGUGCGACAAACUAACGCCUGUGCUCGUGUCGCCUCAGCUGCCGAAGCGCAUUGCGGCUCUGGCCGUGCAGCCCAAGAAGCACUUGACGUUUACGGCCUGUGGCCGUCAGAUCAUCGUCUGGAAGCGAGUCGAGCAGAUCAAGACGUUGCUGGGCCACAAAGGAGCUAUUCAGCAGCUCAUGACUGUGGGCACCAUUCUCUUUUCGCUGGACGACGCACGCAGUAUCAUCAUGUGGGACUUGGACACGAUGGAGAUCAUUGACACGCUGAGUUUCCCAGUACACUUUGAGCCCACGACAAUGCUGCACCCCGACACGUACUUGAACAAGAUCCUUGUGGGGUCGAAGCAAGGUUCGUUGCAGCUCUGGAACGUCCGCAAGAAACAGUGUGUGUUUGAGUUCACGGGAUGGGGCAGUGCAGUGACAGCGCUGGAACAGAGUCCUGCAGUGGACGUUGUGAGCAUCGGGCUGGCAGAUGGGCGACUGAUGGUGCACCACUUGCAGCUGGAUCGACGCGUGCUGGACUUCCGACAGGAUCAGCAAAGUGGCAUCACGGCCGCGUCUUUCAGAACAGAUGCAGGUGCUUCAACGACGCCUUUGGUGGUCUCGGGGUCGCGAUCGGGUGACAUUGCAGUGUGGAAUUUGCAAACCAAACGUCUCGAGUCGGUGAUUGCGAAUGCGCAUGACGGCGCUGUGAUGUCGCUGCAGUUCCUGGCCAACGAGCCGUUGUUGUUGUCUGCAGGGACCGAUAAUUCGAUCAAGUUGUGGAUUUUCGACCAAAUUAACGGGGGUACAGCUCGACUGCUCAAGUCUCGUGAAGGUCACCGUGCGCCACCGACGCGCAUUCGCUACUACGGGAACAACACGCUUGCUACAAUGUCGGACGGUGCUGACGGCACAUGCUGCCAGAUCUUGUCGGCCGGUCAGGACCGCGCCUUCCGUGUCUUCCACACGGCGCGCGAGCAGCAGAGCAGGGAGCUAUCGCAGGGACCAGUUCUCAAGAAAGCACGUAGUUUGAAUGUUCGCGUCGAGGACUUGAAGCUGCCACCGAUUGUGCAGUUUGCUGCUAUGGAGACGCGAGCGCGCGAUUGGGCGAAUGUCAUUACGUGCCACGAAAACGAGAUUGCCGCUUACGUGUGGCGCUUUGAGCACCGCGCUAUUGGCAAGAAGGUGCUCCGACAGUUUGAUCCAUGCAACCGCGUUCCUUCGGGUAGCGCAGAGGAUCUACGCCGCAAAAAGACGCAGGCAACUAGCGUGACUAUCAGCUCGUGUGGCAACUAUGCACUUGUCGGCAGCUCAGGCGGAGCUAUCUUCCAAUACAACAUGCAGUCCGGCGAAGCCCGUGGCUCGUUUCCGGUGGCACUGACGCCGAAGCCGAAGCUCAUUAGCUCGCUCGUGCUACCUGGAACAGAUCUGUCAGUACUGCAAGUCGACGAGCAGGACGAUACAGCUAGGGAUGCUCACGACGGACCCGUGAGCGCCGUCGCUGUUGAUGCGCUGAACGAGACCUUGGUUUCUGCCGGGAUUGACGGCAAACUGAAAUUUUGGGGUCUCAAAAAGCACGAACUGCGUCAUGAGAUCAACGUGGACUCUCCUAUCAGCCAGAUGGAGUUGCACCGCGAUAGCAACUUGCUGUGCGUAGCGUGCGACGACCAAAUUCUUCGUCUGUUUGAUGUGAUGACGUACAAACUUGUGCGCCGUUUUGCAGGACACUCACACGGCGUGACAGACAUGACUUUCAGCUCGGAUGCGCGGUGGCUUUUUUCAUCGUCUGCUGACGCAUCGUUGCGCGUGUGGGAUAUUCCAACGGGCAAGUGCGUCGAUUGGAUGCGAUUUCAGAAACCUGUGACUGGCUUAGCUGUAUCGCCUACAGGCGAGUUCCUUGCGACCACGCACGUGGGCCACGUGGGCAUUUUCUUGUGGGCCAAUCGCAGCUUUUUCACCGAAGUCUUUCUUGAUUCUGAGCCGACCACGCCUGUGCUGAUGGACAUGCCCGUGGCUUUGAACGAGGUCGACAACAGCGACCAUCUCGGCUUUGGCACUGAACGGAACCCUCGAGUUUUAGUGGCAAGCGCUGACGAAGCGCGGCCAGAAAGCGUUGUCGAUACAAGAGGUGAAGAGAGCCCGGGGCCGCUCGAUGCUUCGCUCAUCACGUUGUCAACGGCCCCACGAGCAUUUUGGCAAACUCUCUUCAACCUCGAGCUUAUCAAGAAGCGCAACAAGCCUAUUGAGCCUCCCAAGGCACCGGAACAUGCUCCUUUCUUCCUUCAAACCGCGCGCAAGGACGACGUGCAUCCUACGUUUGUGCCUGUUGCACCCAAGUCCAAGGAGAGUGUUGUAAACAAAGAGGGCGAUGACGACACGAUGCUGGAAAACUGGGGGGCUCAGGAUGACGAUGCGGUAUGGGGUGAUGAUGAUGGCGAAGACCUGGAAGAGGACGCUGAAGUAGCUGCUCCAAGCUCGCGGAUUGUCAAAUCAGAAGGCAUGGUUACUUCCCGCUGCAAGCUGGCAACGUUGCUGGCAAAGUCGGUGCAAGAUGACGACUAUGGUGACCACGCGGCCUCGCGCUUUGCUAAGGUGUCGGCGUACAUGCAGUCGCUCUCUGCGUCUGCAGUGGACGUCGAAAUGAGCACGCUGUGUAUGGGCGCCUUUGACGAGGAGGGCAAGAAGCUGUUGGCUUGUUUCCUGACAUUCCUGCGCGAGGAAAUGCGUACUCGACGUGAUUUCCAGGUACUUCAAGCUUACCUCAAUCGAUUCUUGAAACUGCAUGAGGAGCUGCUCGUGGCGGAUCCAGUGUUGUUAGCACAAGCAGACGAGCUGGGAGGUGUGCAGCAGCAACAGUGGCAGCAUCUGCAGAAGCUACUGCACAACAAUUUGUGUCUGGUGCAGUACCUCAGCAAGAUUCAGAUGUAA
Hyaloperonospora brassicae is the source of this 4110-nucleotide messenger RNA. The record is from the annotation of a GenBank genome assembly. NCBI's taxonomy places the organism in Eukaryota, Oomycota, Peronosporomycetes, Peronosporales, Peronosporaceae.